AGGAGGAGGCGAGGCGAGGGAGCGGGGCGGGCGGUGGCGGCGACGGUGGCGGCGGCAGCGGCAGCUGGGGGGGGGAGCCAGGAGAAGAUGGCGGUGCGGAAGAAGGAUGGCGGCCCUAACGUGAAGUACUACGAGGCCGCAGACACCGUGACCCAGUUUGAUAACGUGCGGCUCUGGCUCGGCAAGAACUACAAGAAGUACAUCCAAGCUGAACCACCCACCAACAAGUCCUUGUCUAGCCUAGUGGUACAAUUGCUACAGUUCCAGGAGGAGGUAUUUGGCAAACAUGUGAGCAACGCACCACUUACCAAGCUUCCGAUCAAAUGUUUCCUAGAUUUCAAAGCAGGAGGUUCCCUAUGUCAUAUCCUUGCAGCUGCUUACAAGUUCAAGAGUGACCAGGGAUGGCGGCGUUACGAUUUCCAGAAUCCAUCCCGCAUGGACCGCAACGUGGAAAUGUUCAUGACCAUUGAGAAGUCCCUUGUGCAGAAUAACUGCUUGGCUCGACCCAAUAUUUUCCUACACCCUGAGAUUGACCUUAAGCUGCUAGGGAAAUUGAAGGACAUUAUCAAAAGGCAUCAGGGAACAGUCACUGAAGAUAAGAACAAUGCCUCCCAUAUAGUAUGCCCUGUUCCUGGGAACCUGGAGGAAGAGGAAUGGGUACGGCCAGUCAUGAAGAGGGACAAACAAGUUCUUUUGCACUGGGGCUACUAUCCUGACAGUUAUGACACCUGGAUUCCAGCAAGUGAAAUUGAAGCUUCUGUAGAAGAUGCACCCACACCUGAGAAACCAAGGAAGGUUCAUGCUAAAUGGAUUCUUGACACGGAUACUUUCAACGAGUGGAUGAAUGAAGAAGACUACGAAGUGAAUGAUGACAAAAACCCUGUAUCUCGCCGUAAGAAGAUCUCAGCUAAGACACUGACGGAUGAGGUGAACAGCCCAGAUUCAGACAGGCGGGACAAGAAGGGCAGUAACUACAAGAAAAGGAAGCGUUCUCCCUCCCCUUCUCCAACCCCUGAAGCCAAAAAGAAAAAUGCAAAGAAGGGUCCCUCAACACCUUAUACUAAAUCAAAGCGUGGACAUCGAGAAGAAGAACAAGAGGAUCUGACCAAGGACAUGGAUGAGCCCUCACCAGUCCCCAAUGUUGAGGAAGUGACACUGCCCAAGACAGUCAAUACCAAAAAGGACUCAGAGUCGGCACCAGUUAAAGGAGGCACCAUGACUGAUCUUGAUGAACAGGAGGAUGAGAGCAUGGAGACCACAGGCAAGGAUGAGGACGAGAGCAGCACUGGCAACAAGGGUGAACAGGCAAAGAACCCUGACCUUCAUGAAGACAACGUGACCGAACAGACUCACCACAUCAUCAUCCCUAGCUACGCGGCCUGGUUUGACUAUAAUAGCGUCCACGCUAUUGAGAGGAGGGCUCUGCCAGAAUUCUUCAAUGGCAAGAACAAAUCCAAGACUCCAGAGAUCUACCUGGCCUAUCGAAACUUCAUGAUUGACACCUACCGACUGAACCCUCAAGAGUACCUCACCUCCACUGCCUGCCGCCGGAACCUGGCAGGUGAUGUCUGUGCCAUCAUGAGGGUCCAUGCCUUCCUGGAACAGUGGGGUCUAAUCAACUACCAGGUGGAUGCAGAGAGCCGACCAACUCCCAUGGGACCCCCUCCCACUUCUCACUUCCAUGUCCUAGCUGACACACCCUCAGGGCUGGUACCACUACAGCCUAAGACACCCCAGGGCCGACAGGUUGAUGCUGACAACAAGACUGGGCGAAAAGGCAAAGAACUAGAUGACCUGGUACCGGAGACAGCUAAGGGAAAGCCUGAGCUGCAAACCUCAGCUUCCCAGCAAAUGCUCAACUUUCCUGACAAAGGCAAAGAGAAACCAACAGACAUGCAAAAUUUUGGACUACGGACAGAUAUGUACACCAAAAAGAAUGUACCCUCCAAGAGCAAGGCUGCAGCCAGUGCAACCCGUGAGUGGACAGAACAGGAGACACUACUUCUUCUGGAGGCACUAGAGAUGUACAAAGACGACUGGAACAAGGUGUCAGAGCAUGUAGGGAGUCGCACACAGGAUGAAUGUAUACUGCACUUCCUCCGUUUGCCCAUUGAGGACCCGUACCUAGAGGACUCAGAGGCUUCACUGGGGCCCCUUGCCUACCAGCCUAUCCCCUUCAGCCAGUCUGGUAAUCCCGUCAUGAGCACUGUUGCCUUCCUGGCCUCUGUGGUUGACCCCCGAGUGGCUUCUGCUGCUGCCAAGUCAGCCUUAGAAGAGUUCUCCAAGAUGAAAGAGGAAGUUCCCACAGCCCUGGUGGAGGCCCAUGUUCGCAAGGUGGAGGAAGCAGCCAAAAUGACAGGCAAGGCAGACCCAUCCUUUGGUUUGGAGAGUAGCGGCAUUGCAGGAACCACUUCUGAUGAACCUGAUCGGAUUGAAGAAAGUGGAACUGAUGAGACUCGGACAGAAGGGCAGGUUGCAGAGGAGAAAAAAGAGCCUAAGGAACCACGGGAAGGAGGUGCUACCACAGAGGAAGAAGUAAAGGAUAAACCAAGUGAAGCACCCAAAAAGGAGGAAGAGAAGGGGAAGGAAGGUGACAUUGAGAAAGAGUCGGAGAAGAGUGAUGGGGACCCCAUGGCUGACCAGGAAAAAGAGAAGGAGCCAAAGGAAGGACAGGAGGAGGUGCUAAAGGAUGUGGUUGAGUCUGAGGGUGAGAGGAAAACCAAGGUAGAGCGGGACAUUGGCGAAGGCAAUCUCUCCACUGCAGCUGCUGCUGCCUUGGCUGCGGCUGCUGUAAAAGCCAAGCACUUGGCUGCAGUUGAAGAGAGAAAGAUCAAGUCCCUAGUGGCCCUGCUAGUGGAGACCCAGAUGAAGAAGCUGGAGAUCAAACUUCGGCACUUUGAAGAGCUGGAGACUAUCAUGGACCGGGAGCGAGAGGCCCUGGAGUACCAGAGGCAACAGCUCCUGGCUGACAGACAGGCCUUCCACAUGGAACAACUGAAGUAUGCAGAGAUGAGGGCACGGCAGCAGCAUUUCCAGCAGAUGCACCAACAGCAACAGCAGCCUCCCCCAAACUUACCCCCUGGCUCCCAGCCAGUACAACCCACAGGAGCUUCUGUGCCACCCCCUGCCCACAGCUUGGCUGUGGCUCCACCCUCUGUAGCCCCUACCCCUUCUGGUACCGGGGCCCCACCUGGCAGCUUGGCCCCCACUGAACAGAUGGGACAGACGGGGUCAGCCUCAGGGUCACAACAGCUACAACCAGCCGGAGCUCCCCAGCCGGGAACAGUCCCACCUGGAGCACCUCCCACUGGACCCCACGGCCCCUCACCGUUCCCUAGCCAACAAACUCCUCCCUCAAUGAUACCGGGGGCAGUGCCAGGCAGUGGGCACCCGAGCGUGGCCGGUAAUGCUCCUUUGGGUUUGCCUUUCAGCAUGCCACCUCCUCCUCUUCCUCCUCCUCCAUCAUCCAUCAUCCCAUUUAGUAGCCUAGCUGAUUCCAUCAAUAUUAACCUCCCUCCUCCUCCUAACCUGCAUGGGCAUCACCACCAUCUCCCGUUUGCCCCGGGAACCCUCCCCCCACCUAACCUGCCUGUGUCCAUGGCGAGCCCUCUGCAUCCUAACCUGCCGGCGACCACCACCAUGCCAUCCUCCUUGCCUCUCGGGCCAGGGCUGGGAUCCGCUGCAGCCCAGAGCCCUGCUAUUGUGGCAGCUGUUCAGGGCAACUUCAUGCCCAGUGCCAGCUCGCUGCCAGACCCAGGCACCCCAAUACCCCCAGACCCCACAGCCCCCAGCCCAGGCACGGUCACUCCAGUGCCACCUUCUCAGUGAGGAGCCAGCAGGACACCUCUUCUCUGCUCAUUCCUGAUUUGGAGAGUUGGCCUCCUGGAACAGCCUGCCCACCCAAAGGACAGAAUGUGCCGCCUCCCCCCACCCCCUUUACAAGUUGGACCUCUCCCCAGCCUGGACAGCCCAUCACUACGUAAGGAAAGUCCGUCUUUCCCAUUCCCUACCAUGUCGGUUUGUGCCUCAAAGGCACACCAUUUAUAUCUGAUUGUAUCGAGACUUUUAUUUAAAAGAGAUAAUGUCUGGGGAGGGGGAUAGGAGAAUACUGUACCAGAGAAGAGGGGCUAGUAGGGAGGUACUGGGUGUGGGUAUUUAUACCAGGUUCUGAUUAACCACUUCUUAGGGGUACAUCCCCCUCUUACUGCAGCUUUGUGGAAUUUUUUAAAAAAGAUAAUAAAUUCAAAAACACUUUUAAAGGGAAAGAAGGAAUGGGAGAGGAAACCCACACAUUAGAGCUUUUCCCCCUUCCCUUCCUCAAAUUAAAAAAAAAAAAGGUUGAGGUGGUUCUGAUCAACCAGAACAGGGGAAGAGUGCUAGCAUGAACUCUAGAGGGGAGUCAGUGGCCUCUGGGCUUCUUGCCCUUUCCCCAGCUUCAGCACACCCCCCUCCCCGAACUCUUUUUGAGUAUCAAUUCAGUCCUCUCCCCAGAUCAUUGAGAAUAAACUCUGCUGCUGCUUCCUCAGAUAAUGUCACUGUUUUAGGCCCUCCCCACCUUUCCCCUCCUGUCCCAUGCUAGGCAAAUCUCUCUAAAUGUCGAGUUUUAUGUGUGUGUUUUUUUUAAUUGGCUGCUUAGAGUGUGUAUGUGUGUGUGAGUGUGUGUGUAUAUGUGUGUGGGGGGCGGGGCAGGGAAAAGAUACUUUGGGAGUUUAGAGUCCUUCAGUAAAUGGUAGGGAGGGGACUGGAGUCUGUAUCUCAGCUCCCUAAACUUAAUAAAUACGUUCCCAGAGGGAAUGAAAGGUAGAGUUGACAGAAGAUGGAAUGUUUUUAAAACCCAAAAUUUUAAAAAAGCACUUAAGCACCUCCCUUUUAUGAUCUCAACCCUUUCCCCCAUCAAGACCACCAGAAACAUUCAUUUCUACAAGUGAUCAUCUCUGGAACCAGGGGCGUUCAGGGAGGGAAGUGGAGGGGUGCAACGUAGAGCUGUUGACAUUAGCCGUCAGCUCUCCCCACUCUCCGAAUUCUUCUCCUUGACUCCUCCUGGAUGUAAAGACAAAUCUGACUCUUCAAUCUGCCCUCCGCCUGGAGCCAGCACCCCCCUACACCCGUCUCUCCCACCUGGGCCCUUUGUUCCAUGUGCCCUUUUACAAUGUACCCACACUUACUCUCCCUUCUGUGGCUCAGCACCUUCUGUUAAGUCUUCUGUAAAUUUUCCUUUUUUUUUUAUAAAUUAAUUUGCUUUUCACUUCCA
Trichosurus vulpecula (common brushtail) is the source of this 5251-nucleotide messenger RNA. RefSeq names its product SWI/SNF related, matrix associated, actin dependent regulator of chromatin subfamily c member 2 (gene SMARCC2). Gene Ontology annotation, biological process: positive regulation of DNA-templated transcription. Lineage: Eukaryota; Metazoa; Chordata; Mammalia; Diprotodontia; Phalangeridae. Gene Ontology annotation, molecular function: histone binding; nucleosomal DNA binding. Gene Ontology annotation, cellular component: SWI/SNF complex; nBAF complex; npBAF complex. The transcript is spliced from 29 exons. The record is from RefSeq and is a predicted model, not a curated record. Bases 88 to 3828 code for a protein of 1246 amino acids.